AUGGGCGCGCCGGCGGCGGCGGCGGCGGUGCUGCUGGUGCAGCUGUGGGUGCGCGUGGAGCUGGACAGGCUGGGGUGGCCGGAGAAAGAAACGCUGUUUCCAGGGCCCUGUGGCCGCCGGACCGUGGGGACGCGCGUGGUGGGCGGCAAGGACGCCGCGCUCGGGCGCUGGCCCUGGCAGGGCAGCCUGCGCCUGUGGGGCUACCACGCCUGCGGCGCCAGCCUGCUCAACCGGCGCUGGGUGCUCACGGCGGCGCACUGCUUCGAGAGUAACCAGUACCCCGGCUCGUGGACAGUCCAGUUUGGCGAGCUGACCGCCGCACCAAGCUUCUGGAACCUGCAGGCCUACCGCAACCGUUACCAGGUGGGGGAGAUCGUGCUGAGCCCCCAGUACCUGGGGGCGACAGCCUUUGACAUCGCCAUGCUGCGGCUGACCUCGCCCGUCUCCUACUCCAAGUCCAUCCAGCCCAUCUGUGUCUUCGCCUCUUUCAAAGAGUUCCAGAACCGGUCUGACUGCUGGGUGACCGGCUGGGGGGACAUCCAAGAAAAUACGGACCUGCCGUCUCCCUACUCCCUCCAGGAGGUGGAGGUCGGCAUCAUAAACACCAGCAUGUGUAACCACAUGUUCUCAGAGCCUUCUUUCCGUCACAACAUCUGGGGAGACAUGAUCUGUGCUGGCGACGACAAAGGCGGCAAGGACGCCUGCUUCGGUGACUCAGGCGGACCCUUGACCUGCGAGAGGAAAGGGCUGUGGUAUCAGGUUGGAGUUGUGAGCUGGGGAGUGGGCUGUGGUCGGCCCAACCGCCCAGGCGUCUACACCAACGUCAGCACUCACUUCAGAUGGAUGCAGAGGCUGAUAGCCCGCGGCAGAAUCCACAGGCCGUCCCCCUGGCUGGUGCUGCUGCUCCUGCUCCUGCUCUGGACGGCCUCGUUCCUGCAGCCCAGCCUCCCGUCCUAA
Molecule: messenger RNA, 957 nt
Organism: Pipistrellus nathusii (Nathusius's pipistrelle)
Lineage: Eukaryota; Metazoa; Chordata; Mammalia; Chiroptera; Vespertilionidae
Source: the annotation of a GenBank genome assembly